CCCCCCCUGCAUUCCUUUCUGCCACCGUCCUGCUAGCUUCAGGAAAGGACUCCUUCGCCAGGAUGUGAGCAGCAUCUGAGCUCAGCUACUUAUGGGUCCAAAGGCAGCACAGAAGUGGUCUCCUGGAUUGCACUGCCCUGCUGAAUAGCUCCAAGGGUGGCCGGCCGGCCGGCUGCUGGAAAGAAGCUGACCUAGCAACAUCCUAUGCCCUAAAAAGAGGGGAUGAGGUGGGGGAAAGGACACUGACUUCCUCUUCUUCUUCCUCCUCCUCCUCCACCACCUCUUCCCCAAGACAUCUUCAACUGGAGGAGCCAUGUCACCUGUGGACUGGAGACCAGGGCCCUUGGACCGGUGGAGAUAUUCCCUUCUGCUAUGCAGAUGGAAAGGCUGCACAGACAGAGCUUCUGAACUGAACUGAUUAAUCUCCCCAGCUGGUUGGCUAGCUGGCUACGUGGAGGGAGCAGGGGCUUUUUCUCUCUAUUCAUGCGGGGAGUGGGUACAGUUUCCUAUUCUUCCUCCCCCCCUCCUUCUCUCUCUCUCCUCCAUACUUGAAGGAAACCAGAAGGGCAAUAAUCACAAUGCAUCCGUGUGCAAUUGAAGGGUUAAUCUGAGAGACGUGGAAGUGUGUGUGCAUGUGUGUUGAUAUCCUGGAUUUGAUUUUCUUUCAAUUUUUUUAACUGGAUAUACCUCACCACUAAUGUCCAGGCUCUGCCAGCUUUGGGGAAAGGGAAGAGGACCCAAGAAUCUGCCUAUGACAUCCAAAGCCAUGGAAGGAAGAGAGAGAAGGGGUCCGCUUGGAGCAAGAGGGUUCGACAGGCUUCGGAAGCAGCUGCCUUGCUAGAAGUGGUGUGGAAUUCUUCGUGCUUCCAGCGUCUCACGGGUGCCCACUUUCUACGCUUAAAACCACGUUUGUCAUUUUAAGGAGCUUCCUGAGAUUCGUAGCAAAGAGACCUCCCAAGCUUGGCUGAGGCUGGAAGUCCCUCAUAGCCCCUCUAAGCCCACCAGCAAUAGAGAUGGCAGCAGUGCCCGAGAUCUCCUGUCCCAUGGGGGACCCCUCUGCGGAAGAAGUGUGGGGAAAACACUGAGGCUAAGCAGUAAGGUCCUGCCUCCAGGAUCUCCAGAGGAUUCUCCAAAGGGACAGUGGUGAACUAACUGGAAGCGAUGCUUUCCUUGUUGGGACAGCAAACGUGGCACAGACUGGCGUGGUAUCUUGGCUUCUUUCUGCACUUUAUCUAGACCCAGGCACUUCAGAGCUUGCAGAGUGGAGUGCAAAUAGUAAAGCCUUAACCCCUUGGGUUGGCUGUUCAUGGCAAUCCCAUACGACCAGCCUUGCAGUCAGAUGGUCAUACCAGAUCUUCUAUACUCAAUUGGGACAGAUGGGGGCUUGUCCGAUUCAUUCUUUGUUUGAUCCCCCUGCAACUGCCCUAGCUUUAUUGCCCCGAUCCUGCUAGGGUGGGGAGAUCGCAAAGGUGGCAGGAGGUGAGCGUGUGGCUGGGGCUUUCUGGGGCAGGGUGGGUGGGCGUUAAGAUGUGGAGAUCUCCCCAGCCAAGAGGGGCUCCGUGGAGGCACAGUCUAGCUGGGCAAAAGCAGGAUGCACCACGCAGCUCUGCCCCAGCUUCCCGGCACCCUGUGAAGGAUGAACUCCCGGGGCUUGCAGGAUAGGCAGCCCACUGACAACGCUACCGACAGCAGUAACACCAGCGAGAGGGAGCGCAUCAGGGGGCGCAUGAAAAUGGUGAUCGGGCAGCUUGAAGGCAUCCUGCAAGAACUCAAGGAGGUGGCCAAGGAGCUCCGUGAAGUGGUGAGCCAGAUUGACAAGCUGACUUCGGACUUUGAGUUUGAGCUGGAGCCGGAUGACUGGACCACAGCCACCGUGAGCAGCACAUCCAGCAGCGAGAAGGGAGGUGGGAUGUUUGACCUAGGGCACCUCGAUUUCAUGACCUCAGAUAUCCUCUCCGACAGCUGGGAGUUCUGCUCCUUCCUGGAAGCCUCUACCCCAUCCGAUUCGGGCGAUGGCUCAGAGCAGCAGCAAGGGCGCCAGCCUGACUACCGGCUGAUGAAUGGCGGGGUGCUGACCCCCAAUGGACCCCGGGUGGAGACCCCAGACUCUUCCAGCGAGGAGGCCUUCAGCUCUGCUCUGAGCCACAAAGCCCAGCACCAGAGGACACCUGGGACACGGGAACGAGUGCGGUUCAGUGACAAAGUCCUCUACCACGCCCUGUGUUGCGACGACAACGAGGAAGCAGACAAUGUUCCGCCUCCCGAGGACCCUCCCGAGGAGCCGAGCGAGAUGACACACAAGGCGGCGCCCGCCGUCAAAGCAACACUGCGGCGGUCGCCUCAUCUGAGUAGCGCUCAGCAGCGGAAGCUGACGCGGAACAGCAGCACCCAAACGGUGUCGGACAAAAGCACUCAAACGGUGCUGCCCUAUGUCUCGGGGAAACAGAAAGCUAAAAGCAAGAACUGAGCACCAGCUGGGCAGGGUUUGGGGGAGAGGGGAAAGCUGCAGAUAUAUAUAAAUCUCUCUAUAUAUUUAAGUCAAUAAAUGAUAAUGAUAUGAUUAC
This is a messenger RNA of Lacerta agilis (Sand lizard), 2564 nucleotides long. RefSeq names its product inhibitory synaptic factor 1 (gene INSYN1). Gene Ontology annotation, biological process: inhibitory postsynaptic potential. The coding region runs from base 1637 to 2467 and encodes 276 amino acids. NCBI's taxonomy places the organism in Eukaryota, Metazoa, Chordata, Lepidosauria, Squamata, Lacertidae. The record is from RefSeq and is a predicted model, not a curated record. Gene Ontology annotation, cellular component: postsynaptic density. The transcript has 3 exons.